This is a messenger RNA of Physcomitrium patens, 2260 nucleotides long. Lineage: Eukaryota; Viridiplantae; Streptophyta; Bryopsida; Funariales; Funariaceae. The record is from RefSeq and is a predicted model, not a curated record.
CGAUGAUGAUGCAGCCACCAGUUUUUAGUGCCCGCGCCUCGUUGCCAGACCAGCCAACAACGCGUCCUGGUAUCAGAGAUGAUAUUAUAAUAGUUCCUCUUUGGGCACCGACUUGCCUUCAAGAGCACAGCUAGCGGUGCCAGGAUCUUGUUCUAUCCCACUUCUGACUCUCGCCCGUGCCUUUACAUCUCCCUGUCCCGGCCUAUUCCUGCCCUCACUCGGUCUUCGAGAUGAUCUGAGCAUACAGCUUGGAUGCCAGUUGGAAUUUGGAAGCAUUGCGCACGAGUGAAAUCUAGUUAGUUCUAGCCUUGAAUAUUGGACAGUAACAGUUGUUGGGUGAGGGAGCAACAAGCUCUAGUUGUUUGUGGAUUGGUUGGUCGAUCGAUCAGCCUCGCGAAGACUUGUAGAGUCGCAAGGUGAAUUUAUUGCUGAGUAACGCAACAUAGAAAGUCAUCCCAGUUUGUGCGCAUGUUUGAGAAGUGAUUCAGAGUUCAAGGAUUGUCUAGAAUGUGUGGUCAAGCCGUGGCUAUUAUGGAUGGAUCUGUGAGUGCUAUCAUGCAAAGUCACCGUGGCAUCUCUCAUGCGUAUUAUCCUUCAGGGCAGAGAUAAUUGGCACCCAGAAGGCAUGGGGUAGAGUGGUGAGGGGACUAUAGAAUCUAUUAUUCUCUUUCAUUUAACCAGGAAAGGAAUGGGGGCUGUGGAUGAAGAAAUCUCCGCGAUGCUGCAGAGUGGCCAUCAUUCUUGCAUUGGGCAAGGGUCUCUCGCUGGGGUGAUGGCCCCUGCUGUGACGGCUGGACUCGAUCAUUUUCCUUACAAUUUGUACAAUCAAGGUGGUUACGUAGGUAACCAUUCUCGACCCGUUUCGCAGAUGCAGCGGUCUACAAGCAUGCCAGGGGGAGGAUUACGCGACGGGCCUACACAUGUUGGGUCCCCUCCCCAGCACAGAGGAUCUCCUCCGCAGAGUCGCCCUGCUUUCAAUAUGGAAGAUAAAUAUGUUUUGGAAUCCAGGAGUGAAGUGUUGGACGCAAGUAUUCUGCGCAAUGGCUCCAACUACGGCGUUGUCUACGAAAAUUCCGUACCAUCUUCGAUGACUUUGUCUAUGCCCGUGCUGCACCAUUACCAUUCAGCUCCUGCAAACUCGGUUUUGGCGGAUACGAAUGAGGAACAGAUUGGCAACACCGUCAUGUCUUCUAUGUUCACUGGCGAUGGACUCAAUUCUAUUACGGAGAACAUGGAUGUUGAACGUAUGGGCAGUGGAAACUCCAACCCGAACGAGUUCGAACAUUACCUGGCACCAGAGAACGAUUUCAGUGGCCAAGCUGCGUUUCCUUCUCUUCGAAAAGAAGUGGGGACUCCUGAUUCAUUCGGGUCAACCAGUAAAAGCUCCAAGAAUGGGUUAUUCAGUCAAACCAGCUUACCGUCGGCUGGCUUGUCGCAGCUGAACUCAGCGGUGCAAGAUAGGAUGGCUGAAAACGGUUCAGGCAAGAGCAGCUCUCGUGAUUCAGACGAUAACAACCACCUCAUCAACGGUUACACAGCAUUGAUAUACACUCAAGAAGAUUUUACCUGGAAGUCGCCUACAAGUCCAGCCAAGAGGCAACGGGGUCUAGACGGCGAUAGCGAAACAUCAAGUGGCUCAGCAGAGGGAUCAACCUACCGCAACUGCCAACACAGCGGCCUAGUUCGUCACAUGAGCCUGCCCUCAACAAACGGCGGUCCCAACAGCCCCGGCCUGGAGGAUAACCACUACGGCGCCGUCCCCAUGCGCACUCGUGCGAAGAGAGGCUGCGCCACGCAUCCCCGCAGCAUUGCAGAGCGCGUCCGCAGAACCAAGAUCAGCGAACGCAUGAAGCGGCUCCAGGACCUAGUGCCUAACAUGGACAAGCAGACUAACACCUCCGACAUGCUUGACGAGACCGUGGAAUACGUGAAAUCGCUCCAGCGAAAGGUGCAGGAGCUCAGCGAUACUGUGGCGCGGCUUAAGGCUGACGCCUCGCAGAGAGCAAAAAAUUCGAAUAAUAACAACUCAAGUAACUAGUUCGACGAUAUUCAGUCUAGUCUGGAUAGAUAGCCGUAGCUUACAAAGAUUUCACCACAACGAUUCGACGGUGUGAUUCACCGCGCUCGAAUCAAUCUCGGAGAAGUUCGAGUGUAACAUACUGCAGCAAGGAAGAUGACGUUGAAACCUGGACACGGGUUAAUCUAGGCAAAUUAAUACACCCACUAUCAGAGUGCGAAUUGAACGAUCACUUUUAUUUCA